CAUUCAUUCAGAGAGUGGUUGUGUGUUGUGCUGGUGUGAAAAGCAAGUUUUUUUUAUUGUGUUUUAUUCACAUAUCUUCCGACUGGUUUUCACAUUUUUAAUGUUGCUUGUAAAUCAGUCGUAAGGAAUUGGUCGAGUUGAGAAAACGUAUUUAAGAUUUCGAAUAAAAGAAAAAAAAAACGAAUUAAAGAAAGAAAGGAGAAGAGACAUUGUGUGUGCUUAUAAAAGAUUUUGUGUAGUGGUUAGAUAUCUUGUGUGGACCGCAGACUAUUUUAUCAGUUCUAUUGACAAUUGAACAAAGUGAUUGAUUUAAUUACGAGAAAGAAAACUUCAAAAAGACAAAAGAGACGAACAAUCUGAAGUUUAAAUUAAAAUAAAUUUUUUCAAAGUUAAAAAAUAUUUAAAAAAAAAGAGUUAACAAUGCCGCGACCAUCAAGAAAAUCAUACGGUGAACAUAAGCCACCGUAUUCCUAUAUCUCGCUAACCGCAAUGGCUAUAUGGAGUUCACCGGAAAAAAUGCUACCGUUGAGUGAAAUUUACAAAUUCAUCACCGAUCGCUUCCCAUACUAUCGGAUAAACACGCAACGUUGGCAAAACUCGCUGAGACACAAUCUCAGCUUCAACGAUUGCUUCAUCAAAAUACCGCGACAUCCCAAUAAAACCGGCAAAGGUGCCUACUGGACGCUUCAUCCGCAAGCAUUCGGUAUGUUCGAGAAUGGCAGUUUUUUGCGUCGGCGAAAACGAUUCCGUUCACUGGCCAACAAAAACUCAUUCAAUUCCAUCAACGACGAACUCACAGCAUUGGCCAAUCACAGUGGCAUCAGUUUCGAUAUGGAUCCAUCCAAUAUGUCAUCAAUUGCAGCACAGUCACUAUCAUCAGCAUCAUCAACAACAUCCUCAUCGUCGUCAUCCUCAUCGCCGAUCAUACCCCAUUUGGAUAUUAACAGUCACACAACCAUUCAUCCGACCACAUGUGUCACAACAACGAAAAAGCCGAAAAGUCUAUUCACCAUCGAAAGUAUCAUCUCGUCGAACAAUGAAUCGAAUCAAGCGAUAAACGAUUGGAGGGGAGAUAUGGCUCAAUUACCAGCUGAUGAAAAUCGCAUGGAAAAUCCAUUACAUUUCUUUCCCUCGUAUUAUCCACACCCCGCAUACAGUAUGAUGAGUCGGAUGGGUUUCCAUUUGCCGAUGCUCGGAUUAUUGCCGAUGGAUCCGCAGGCGUACAUCAAUUCGAUUAAAAUGUGCUCAAUGAUCAGUUAGCUGCAUCGAAAGUAAGCGAAACAAAAAAGAUUUUUUUUAUUUUUUCAUUGUCUAAUUCGUAAAACACCUCACUAUUAAUCACCUUAAAAGACUUUAAUUUGUAAUUAAAAAAAAAAAAGAUUUUAAAGAAAAAGGGAAAAUAUUUUUUUUGUUAGUUUAACCGUACGCUUUGUGAUUCUCAAAAUAUUUUAAAAUUAAAGGUAAAUCUAUUGUAAGCGAAAUUAUAAUAAGUGAUUGUGUUGAUAGUAACUCUUGUAUAUAAAAUUACGCAAUAAUAAAUGACCUAUAUAUUCUCUCCAUUAAGAACAUGCAAUACUGUUGGUCAAACAAUUUAUUUCAAUAUCAUUACACUUUUCGUUCGCGUAUCCACCGACCGACCGACGGUUCGACAUAAGGUGAGAAGAAUAUGAAACCGUGCAUUUUGCAACUGAGAACAGAUGGAACUGUAAAGUAUGGGUUUUCUUUGUAUUUACUUAGCACUGGCUUUUCGGUAUAUCUGCAAUCUGUUUUUUCCUUUGUCCGGAAAAUAACUUAGAUAUCAUUCGGUCGAUAUGAAUGAUGUGCGAAAAAGGGAAGUGGAAAUGUUUCUACUUGUUGAUACAAUAAUUAUUCAGAUGAACCCUUAACAGAAAGGAGAAAAACAUUUUUAGUUUAAUCGUGUCGUUGAUUGCGUAGAAUGCAUUUCAUCUGAAUCAAACUUUUACAAAUAUUCAACCAGCUCAAUACCACAAAAUAGUUCGAAUACGCACGACCAUUUCUCACGAUUAUUUCGCUUAUUGUUUAAAUAAAUAGAAAAACGAAGACUGUUAGGCCCAGAGAAUUAGAUAAUAACAAAAUAAUAAAUUGCGAUUCUUCCACCAAUUUAACAAAUUUAGCUUCGCACUUGUACAGAGACGUAUUUAUAAUCUCUGCAGCACAAAUUGAUUGACUGCGUUCACUUUCGAUCGUGAAUUACGAAGAUGUUUAUGCGGUGAUCGUAAGAGUAAAAUUUUGUGUUGAGUUUUGUGUUCCUAUUUUAGCUUUUCCUUCUCGUGGCUCAAGCUGUCAUUAUUUAAUGGAUAGUUCCUUUUUAUUCCUGGACGAGCUUUAAAGUUCCAAAAUAUUGUGAGAUUUCGUUCUUUGGCACAUUUAACUUGUUAAUCUAUUACUUCGUUAGUGUUGCCAAAUAUUUUGAUAAUAAUUUUGGUCGAAGUUGUAUAGUUUGUGCAUCUUUUCUGUGGUGUUAAAGUUCAUCAACCCUGAUCCUGAACCUUGAGCAAUGUUCGCUAAACUUUCCUUUUUUUUAUAUUUUACUUACCAACGGUGAUCAUUCCAAAUUUUCGCUUGAUUUUUAAAGAUUCGAAAUACCUAGACUUUUACUUAAGUAUCUUCAUAAACGGCUGAUCAUUGCCGUCUUCACACAUAAGACAAAGUACUGUUUCACGAAACAAACGGAUCUUUUCCUUACAUUUUAUUAGAGGACCUUAUCAUAUGUUCAAUAGUUUCCAUUUGAUAAAUUCCAUUGCGUUUUUUUUCUUUCGAUGAGAUUGAUUGAUUACCUAGCUUUUUUUACUCUUAUUCCAUUCUAAAGUGUCAAUCAAUUCAAAAUGGUAAACAAGAGCUAAAUUAUCCUAUUAUCCGUUCAUUUCCAUCAUUGUUAGACACUUUACGCGAAGCAAUAAAAACCAAUUUUUGAAUCGGAAAAUUUCAAAGAAAUAUUCCUUCAAAUUAGUGGUCGGUUUAAAAUUCUGUAGCAAAUUAUGUCUUAAAAUCAUUGUAUUAGAACGGUCAAAGGAAUAAGUUGUUUUUGCUACAUUCGUCUGACAGUGCCGCCCAAUGACACAGAGCUGCGGAAAAAGUAAAGGAAAAACAUUUUUGAUGCAGCUCGUUUUUAAGUAUUUUCGCGAUACCGCAUCUUUUUUUCAUCUGGUGUAUGAAUUUGAAUACUAACAGCUGCAGUGUUUUAGGUUGAAUGGCAAUUAAGGCUCUUAAUUUUCAUGUCAGACAAUUGUGGUCUACGACUUCGUAAUACAUGCGCGAGAGAGACAUUUUAGUUAUUUGAAAUUUUGGCCAGCAGAAUUUAAGAACCUUUAAUUCCGAUCGACCAAUCAAUUUAUAUAUUGGAUUGAACGAAAUGUAUUCAAUAUUACAUUUAGCUGCUCGUGAGAUGGGUGUCAUUGUCAUAACGUUACAUAUCAAUAUUGUGUCGUCAGUUCGUUUUGUUUUCUAUUUCCACGUUUUGUUUGCCGUUGAAAAGAUCGGUCCUCGGUGCUGGAAGUUGUAUUGACAUUUUUUUUAAAUUGUGACUGACUGCAUGUAAUCUCAUUCUUACUACGUUACUAUAAGUGUUGUAAACUGAAUUAAUUUGUUUCUGGGAUAAAAUGGUUAUUUAGUGCUGAAGGUAUAUGAACCUAAUCGAUUAUGACGACAGAAGGCUAAGACCUAAUGAUGAGUGGAUCAGUCGACUUAAUUAAAAAACGACAUUUUUAUGCUACACUCGGUUUGUUCAUCGGAUAACUUCAGAAACUUAGUACUUAAAAAAUAGUAGGUUCGCUGGAAAAUGUCUACUAAAAUGCUCUUUCAAAAUCAAACACAAUAAAUCGUGUAGGAGCAAAACUGCUGUCGUAUGGUAGUCGGAAAUAAAAUGAAGAAAAUCUGGGUCUACGACCUCAAUCUUCAAUUUCAAUCGAGUUUAUUGUUACCCUAAUGACACUUGAGCUGCACUGUAGAGGGCGUAAAUUUCCUAUGGAAAAUCAAAGAUCACGAGCUGUCAUCUCAUUUUUCCAUAUAUUUUUUGCGUAUCUUGAUCAUUGCCAAAAGUGUUACCAGCUUACACCUAAAGUGCUAGAAAGUUUUCUUUUUAUCUCUGAACAAAUUAAUUUAGUUGACUGCAUGUAUUUAUCAAAUAAGAACUUUAUUGUUAACGGCUCUAUCGAUAAAAACAUUAUUUAACAUUGUGCUAGAUAUGCGUAAAAUAUGUGUCAGCUCUGACAGGGAUGUUGAUUUAAUUUUCACUGUCGAAUAUUUUGAUACUCAACGCAAAAGUUUCAAUGAAACAAUCUUUAUUAUAAACUCAGUAAAGGAUCAAUUUACCAAAUUUUUAGAAAAAAAUUGGAUAACGAAAAGAAAACGUUGAGAACCAAAAUAUUUUGCAAUAAAUGAGGAGUCAUGAGUCCUUGGCGAAAGCUGGACAUACUAAGCUAUGCUAAGUUAAUUUAAAUCAAUUGUGUAUACUAAAGUAGAACCUGAACGAUGAAUGAAAUUGGACCUAUUUUUCGGAAAUAACAUUUGAGAUUUUUUACAGUAAUGAUUUCAACGCAGCUCAUUUGUUUUUAUUGACUUGAUAAUGCAAACAUGCAGCAUUGCGUAGUAUAUCAGUCAUGCAACAAUACAUGUAUUUAUAUAUAUAAAACAAACAAAUCGAUCGAUUGUGUAGAAGCAUUUUAUCAUUUUCAAAAAGAUCUUCGACCGCUGUAAUGCUUCGGUUCAUGUUUAAUGCAAUAAACCUAAUUCUAAGAUUGUUUCUAUUUUAAAAUGAUUUUUUUUAAAUUAUCUAAUUAC
This is a messenger RNA of Bradysia coprophila, 4800 nucleotides long. RefSeq names its product fork head domain-containing protein FD4 pseudogene. NCBI's taxonomy places the organism in Eukaryota, Metazoa, Arthropoda, Insecta, Diptera, Sciaridae. The record is from RefSeq and is a predicted model, not a curated record.